GUGACGUCACGUGGCCGCGCCCCUGCUGCCCAGAUAUCUCCUGCGCCGCCCGCCAUUUUGACUCCAGUGUCUUGUUUGCAGUCGGCGCGUUAGGGGAACUGUGUUGCUCCGCAGGCGCGAGGCUGGGUACAGGGUCUGUUGUCUGUGGUUGACUCCGUACUUUGGUCUGAGGCCUUCGGGAGCUUUCCCGGGGCAGUUAGCAGAAGCCGCAGCGGCCGCCUCCGCCCGUCUCCGCUGUCCCCGGGCCCGGGAGGGACCAACUUCGCGUCACGCCCCUCAGCGGUCGCCACUCUCUUCUCUGUCGUUGGGUCCGCAUCGUAUUCCCGGAAUCAGACGGUGCCCCAUAGAUGGCCAGCUUUCCCCCGAGGGUCAACGAGAAAGAGAUCGUGAGAUCACGUACUAUAGGUGAACUUUUAGCUCCUGCAGCUCCUUUUGACAAGAAAUGUGGUCGUGAAAAUUGGACUGUUGCUUUCGCUCCAGAUGGUUCAUACUUUGCUUGGUCACAAGGACAUCGCACAGUAAAGCUUGUUCCGUGGUCCCAGUGCCUUCAGAACUUUCUCUUGCAUGGCACCAAGAAUGUUACCAAUUCAAGCAGUUUAAGAUUGCCAAGACAAAAUAGUGAUGGUGGUCAGAAAAAUAAGCCUCGUGAACAUAUUAUAGACUGUGGAGAUAUAGUCUGGAGUCUUGCUUUUGGGUCGUCAGUUCCAGAAAAACAGAGUCGCUGUGUAAAUAUAGAAUGGCAUCGCUUCAGAUUUGGACAAGAUCAGCUACUUCUUGCUACAGGGUUGAACAAUGGACGUAUCAAAAUAUGGGAUGUAUAUACAGGAAAACUCCUCCUUAACUUGGUAGAUCAUACUGAAGUGGUCAGAGAUUUAACUUUUGCUCCAGAUGGAAGCUUGAUCCUGGUGUCAGCUUCAAGAGACAAAACUCUCAGAGUAUGGGACCUGAAAGAUGAUGGAAACAUGAUGAAAGUAUUGAGGGGGCAUCAGAAUUGGGUGUACAGCUGUGCAUUCUCUCCUGACUCUUCUAUGCUGUGUUCAGUCGGAGCCAGUAAAGCAGUUUUCCUUUGGAAUAUGGAUAAAUACACCAUGAUACGGAAACUAGAAGGACAUCACCAUGAUGUGGUAGCUUGUGACUUUUCUCCUGAUGGAGCAUUACUGGCUACUGCAUCUUAUGAUACUCGAGUAUAUAUCUGGGAUCCACAUAAUGGAGACAUUCUGAUGGAAUUUGGGCACCUGUUUCCCCCACCUACUCCAAUAUUUGCUGGAGGAGCAAAUGACCGGUGGGUACGAUCUGUAUCUUUUAGCCAUGAUGGACUGCAUGUUGCAAGCCUUGCUGAUGAUAAAAUGGUGAGGUUCUGGAGAAUUGAUGAGGAUUAUCCAGUGCAAGUUGCACCUUUGAGCAAUGGUCUUUGCUGUGCCUUCUCUACUGAUGGCAGUGUUUUAGCUGCUGGGACACAUGACGGAAGUGUGUAUUUUUGGGCCACUCCACGGCAGGUCCCUAGCCUGCAACAUUUAUGUCGCAUGUCAAUCCGAAGAGUGAUGCCCACCCAAGAAGUUCAGGAGCUGCCGAUUCCUUCCAAGCUUUUGGAGUUUCUCUCGUAUCGUAUUUAGAAGAUUCUGACUUUCCUAGUAGUAGGGACUGACAGAAUAUACUUAACACAAACCUCAAGCUUUACUGACUUCAAUUAUCUGUUUUUAAAGACACAGAAGAUUUAUUUAAUUUGAUAUGUUCUUCUACUGCAUUUUGAUCAAUUGAGCUUUUAAAAUAUUAUUUAUAGACAAUAGAAGUAUUUCUGAACAUAUAUAAAUUUUUUUAAAGAUCUAACUGUGAAAGCAUAUACAUACAUGUAUAUAUUUAGAUAUAAGCUGCUAUAUGUUGAAUGGACCCUUUUGCUUUUCUGAUUUUUAGUUCUGACAUGUAUAUAUUGCUUCAGUAGAGCCACAAUAUGUAUCUUUGCUGUAAAGUGCAAGGAAAUUUUAAAUUCUGGGACACUGAGUUAAAUGGUAAAUACUGACUUAAGAAAGUUGAAUUGGGUGAGGCGGGCAAAUCACCUGAGGUCAGCAGUUUGAGACCAGCCUGGCAAACAUGACGAAACCCUGUCUCUACUAAAAAUACAAAAAAAAAAAAAAAAAAAAAUUAGCCAGGCGUGGUGGUGCACACCUGUAGUCCCAGCUACUUGGGAGGCUGAGGCAGGAGAAUUGCUUGAACCCAGGAGGUGGAGGUUGCAGUGAGCCAAGAUCACACCACUGCACUCCAACCUGGGCAACAGAGCGAGACUCCAUCUCAAAAAAAAAAAAAAAAAAAAAGUUGUGUUGCCUCAUAGGAAAUGUAUUUGGUUUUGUUGGAGAGUGUCAGACUGACCUGGAAGUGAAACACAGUUUAUGUACAGGGAAAGGAUUUUAUUAUCCUUAGGAAUGUCAUCCAAGACGUAGAGCUUGAAUGUGACGUUAUUUAAAAACAAUAACAACAAAGAAGGCAGAGCCAGGAUAUAACUAGAAAAAGGAUGUCUUUUUUUUUUUUUUUUUACUCCCGCUCUAAACACUGCUGCUGCCUUAAUUUUAGAAAGCAGCUUACUAGUUUACCCUUGUGGUAUAAAGUAUUAUAAAUUGUUGUGAAUUAGAAGAAUCCAUCUACUGUAUUAUUGCUAAAUAUUUUGUUUGUACUAAGGGACAAUUAUUUUAAGACCAUGGAUUAAAACAAAAAAAAACAACUCUGUUUCUGCAGGGGAUGAUAUUAUGAUAUUGGUGAGUUGCCAAAGAAGCAAUACAGUAUAUCUGCUUUUGCCUUCUGUUGUUUAUCUUACCUGCAGAUAUUAAGAAUGUAUGCAUUAUGUAAAAUGCUCAAUUAUAUAUUUUUGUUGAGUUUUUUAAUUAAAAACUUGUAAAAAAAAAAAAAA
Messenger RNA from Pongo pygmaeus (Bornean orangutan), 2899 nucleotides. It is a transcript of the gene WSB1, whose product is annotated as WD repeat and SOCS box containing 1. The record is from RefSeq and is a predicted model, not a curated record. Gene Ontology annotation, molecular function: protein binding. Lineage: Eukaryota; Metazoa; Chordata; Mammalia; Primates; Hominidae. Bases 348 to 1613 code for a protein of 421 amino acids. The transcript is spliced from 9 exons. Gene Ontology annotation, biological process: protein polyubiquitination; intracellular signal transduction.